GGCGAUGUAUCGGGAUGCACCAGAGUAUCGAGUUGGCAUAAAAAAAUCUGGUCUUCGUGUCGUGUUAUUCAUUAAUUGCGCGUUGCUUUAAUUUGUCGGUGAGCAAAAUCGGAGCUCGGCGAUAUCGCCAGUUGUGCAAUACUUGAUUUAAGCGGUAUCUGUAACUCCGUAAUUCCCUCUCCACUUGGAAAACCCAUUUUUGCAGCCGCAUACUUGCAGAUACUUCACUUCGUUUCGAUUUUAUAUUCUCCCGACCGCAAUGAAUCGACAGGCGAAAUUCCUAAUCUUGUGCCUGUUCGUGGGGCUCUUCUCCGCGAAUUUGUGCGAUGAAGCUGCAGUAACCACACCGGGUUCCAAGGACAACACCACGCCUGUUCCAACGCCGGAUUCCAAGAACACCACCGUCGCACCGCCGGAUACAACGACUCCUGUGACCACACCGCCAACCACCACAACUAGCUCCACGACUAGUUCUACCACUGAAAAGCCCACAACCACCACUCCGGCCAGCACCACUACGCCCAGCACCACCACCACUCCGGCCCCCAAUACCACCACCACCAAGCCUACGACCACGCCGAGUACUUCGACCACUCCGCCUCCGAACUCGACCACAACUACGCCGCCGACCCCAUCGACCACUCCGGCGCCCAAGCCUGUGCCGUGCGGCCAUUUCGACGGAUCCUCGUUCAUCGGCGGGAUAGUGCUGACUCUGGGCCUGCUGGCCAUUGGAUUGGUGGCCUACAAGUUCUAUAAGGCCCGCAACGACCGCAACUACCACACCCUUUGAGCCGCCACAGCCUUUACGUCGGCCUUCAAUGCGGCAGCCGGAGCGGCGGCGGCCAGCAGCAGUGCCGCAUCAACAGAUGCGGAACGCGUGCGGUUUGUCCAGCCUUCGAUACCGCUAAGAUCGCCGCCGGCGCAGCCGCCUCCGCCACCACCCACCCAAAUGGGUGGCAGUGGUGGCGGGGCGGCGGCAGCUCCGCAAAACUGCUCGCCAUCGGCCCGGGAUCGGCUGCUACACACGUAAUUUAAACGCGGGGAACUACACGUUAAUACCCAUAUAAAUGCUAUCCAAAGAGAACCCCAGAUAUUCCCAACACACAACACAGUCAAGUAAAGUCAGUUCUUAAAUUCAAUAAUAACCCCCAGAGCGGACACGAGCAGGCUCUAGAUUCUUAAGUACUUUCCUUAUCAGUCACAUGGCGACCCACACAAACACUCUGAAAAUAACAAAAAAAUAUUUGUCUUUAAUGCAUUGCAUCCAUAUGUAAGGGUACGUUUUUUGCAAACAUCAGUUUAUCAGCAACUUGAGCGGAUGUUCAACGCCUUAUAGAGGAGCCGGCGGAGCCUGUCACAGGGAUCCCAUGGCGACCAUGAACAGAGAUAUGAGUAAUGAGAUCGAAACAAAACGAAACGAGAGGAGUAAGAACAAAUAACAGCAAAUAUGUGAGACUGCUUGAUAGCGAGAAAGUGAACAGAUCAGAAAACGGAAAGCGGCUGGCUACGGCUUUGUUUCUGGAAUUCAUAGAGCUACGAAAGGAAAUAUAUAAAUUUUGAUUAUAUUUACACAAUUUUGAAAAACUAAAAUCAAUUCAUUUUAGGAACUAAGAAUAUAUACUACCUAAACCGAGCUAUACAAAAUGGAAACGCGUUUCAAUUUCCUUUUUUAAUGUGCAUUUUUUUUUCCCUCAUAAAAAACUAGCGUUAAUGUUUGCUGCGUUUCCCCGGUCUUCGCCCACGUAUCGAUUCUCUUCACUACCCCGACAUCCCGGGGUAUGUAGUAUUGCAAAAAAUCAAUAAAGCGACUCACGAUGCACAGCAACAGGAUUUACGGACUGCGGUGCACGGUUGAUAUGCGUUUGUAUGCAAUAUAAACAAAUAUUUAUAGCGCUGAAUAGAUUGCAGCUGAGGAGCCUCCAUGUUAAUGCAUACACGCAAAUGUUGAAUAUUUUGUACUAGUAUUGAAACUAUACAUAUGAAUUACUUUUACCUACCCGCGCUUACUGUUGAACAAAUACACCUUUGAAGCUACAAAUCGAUCACAUGGACCCGUCAAGUUUACGCGAAUGAAAACUCUGUGCACAUGAAAAUCUCAUAAGUAUAUAAGCUAAAGUAACCAAUCAAUGUAUAUCCAGUAAAUCACUCAGCCGGCUUACUAAAAUAUAUAAAUAAAUAUAUCUAUGUCUGUAUAUCGUGUACGAUAAUAAAUAUUUUAAAAAUUUAAA
Drosophila rhopaloa is the source of this 2228-nucleotide messenger RNA. RefSeq names its product sialomucin core protein 24. The transcript has 2 exons. NCBI's taxonomy places the organism in Eukaryota, Metazoa, Arthropoda, Insecta, Diptera, Drosophilidae. The record is from RefSeq and is a predicted model, not a curated record. Gene Ontology annotation, cellular component: cytoplasmic vesicle.